GGACACGGUCGGCCACGCAAUCUCCUCGACAAUCUCUUUCCGUCCCACAACAGCAGGACCGCGACAUUGGCACGGCGAAGCAUCGCCCAGGUUCGUAAACUGCCGAGAGAGAAGCUGUCGUGCAUCGCUGGAUCUUGUCGGAUUCGCCGAUGCCUGUCUUGCGUUGCACCACGCCGAACAGAGUGCCGGCCGGACAGGAAGCAUUGUUCGGUCACCCAAUAUCUGACUUCUGUUCCUGACUACAUCCGGGCGUCAGACGCGGCGCAGCUUGCUCUGUGCGCCUUCCACUCUUUCUUUUUUCUCUUUCUUGGUUUGGUCAUCGUCGCCGGAAAGCUUAGAAGAAGAUGUCGACACCGUAUCUGUCCUUUACGGCCAGCACCGUCGGAGGGGUGCGACCCAAUUCGGCUGAUUCGCUCAACGGCGGAUCCCCCGCAUCGUCAGUUUCUUCGACGCCGUCCGCUUCUCCUCGUUCCGCCAACUACUCUGCUGCUGCCCGCGCUAGCAGGAACAACCCGUACCAUCACCACCACCAGGUUUCGACCAGUGGUAGCUCGCAGCGACGCCAUGUUCGGUCUCAGCUCGGUGUUUCUCACCCGUGGGAUGCCUCCGCUGAUGAUCUCGAACGAGACACGGACUCGGGCCGGGAGGUAGAGCGGAUCGAGAUCGACGAUAACGACGUUGCGCGACACCGACUCGGGAUGCAGCAAGCGCUCAAUGUGGCCAGCGGAGUGACGAUCCUGACGAGUGACUACGACGAGGUCGACGCUCUGCUCCAUUCCAUAUACGAGAAGACUCAGCAAGACGCCUGGUUUGCCCCGGCCCCUGGCGCUCUCGCUGAUGCCUCGCUCGGCGGGGUAGCGAUCCGAGUCACGGCACCCGCAAGCACCGGUUCGAUUGGCCUCCCUUCUGCAAGCAGUUCGUCAUCCAGUUCAGCCUCCGCAAGUGAUCAAACUUCUGGUGGAGCGGAGUUUCGUAUCUUUCCGUACAACGCGCCGCACUUGGUCCUCUUCGAGUCUGCCGUUCGAGGCCUGAACCCCGCUGGGGCAGUGCUCGUCCGGAAUGCUUCAAUCACCGCUGCUGUGGCCAAAGUACCUGACAAUGUGUUCUCUUUGGACGUAGACAGCGAAACUAGGAUUCAGGUGCUGCGUAAGCUAGUAGACCUCCCCGGUGCCGAGAAGGAUCAAUGCGGAGCUUUCAUUCGCAACCCGCCCUCACUCGUCUUGUGGUCGCCGGAGGUGGAGAUGCUGAUUCCCCUCGCCGUUGAAUUCGAGGAGAAGCUCAUCAAGCACGUCUGGAAAACGCGUGUCGUGUCCGAAACGACCCGUAACCGAGACAGCAUUGCUGCGCCAGCCGUUUUGGCGUCGAUCUUCGGCGGCGCGGCCGAACCUGUUCGCAGCUCCGAGUCCAUCGCAGAGACCAGCACCGAUGUCGCUGUCGAGACCCGAGUCGGGAGCAACGUCAAUCUCAACGAAAUAGACAAGGAAUCCCGCUUCAUUGACACUGAAAAGCCCGAGCAACAGGUGCCCGAUCGUGCCGCUGGAAGCAAGCUUUCUCAGUUCUUUGGUCUCUGGCGUUUGAAGCCUCGACCGAGCCGCAGCUCCACGACUGGCGAUGCCGAGAAAGGUGGCAAGACAGAGCGUAAACUAGUGAUGAUGGGACCGUUCUAUGCGGGCUGCGGUGCUGGCUUAGCUGCCUACUUUGUCAUGUCCGGUGUGAGUGUGCUGCUUGAAGAGUAUGCACUCGAUGGGGACCCACGUCGAUUCGCUUUGAUGUUGACUCUGCCUGUGAUCUUCUGUGUUUCGAUCUUCUUCUGUCUCCAACUCGUCGGCAACAUCUCGCUCGUCAUUGGUCCAGUAGCCCAAUACCACGAGAAUUCAGCUUUCUACUCUGCUGUCAAGCCUGCGCCCAACCCUGAGGUCGACAACAACCUGCCACACGUCACAAUCCAAUGUCCUGUCUACAAGGAGAGCUUGAAAGAAACUAUUGGCCCGUCCAUUUUGUCCAUCAAAAAGGCGAUGCAGACGUAUGCGCGCCAAGGUGGAACGUCGUCAAUCUUCAUCUGCGAUGACGGGAUGCAGCUCAUCUCGGAAGAGUUGCGCAAAGAGCGAAUGGAAUUCUAUGCUAACCAUAACAUUGGAUGGACUGCUCGUCCUGCCCAUAAUAAGGACGGCUUCUUCCGCAAGGGGAAGUUCAAGAAAGCCAGCAACAUGAACUAUGGACUGCAGCUCUCUUUGCGAUUGGAGAAGCAUCUUGCAGCAUUGGAGGCGUCCGGGGUCACCGAGGACGACGGCGAAUGUCUCGAAGACAAGGCUAUGCACCUGGCUGUCGAGGAGAUGUACGAGGAGAGCGGUCGUCGCCACCGGCCCUGGGCGUGCAACGGCAAAAGCUUGCGGGUGGGAGAGAUCAUUCUCAUCAUUGAUGCAGACACCAUCGUGCCUGAGGAUUGUUUCCGCGAUGCUGCGCGAGAGAUGUACGAGAGCCCGGACGUCGCUAUCAUCCAGCACGAGUCGGAUGUGAUGCAGGUAGCGCACCAUUACUUCGAGAACGGAAUCACGCAUUUUACUCGCCGGAUCAAUCGGUGUAUCUCGUACGGAUGUGCGAACGGUGAAGUCGCACCGUUCGUCGGUCAUAAUGCAUUCCUCCGGUGGAGUGCCGUUCAGGAUGCCGCGUUCGACGACGAGGACGGCAAGAGGUGCCACUGGUCGGAAAGCAACGUGUCCGAGGACUUUGAUCAGGCGCUCCGUCUCUUGCUCGGUGGAUACACCCUGCGCUGGGCCACCUACUCCGAGGGCGGCUUCAAGGAAGGAGUCUCUCUCACGGUCGUCGACGAGCUUGCCCGCUGGCAGAAAUACGCUUACGGUUGUGACGAAAUCAUCUUCAACCCGCUCAUCACGUGGUGGAGAAAGGGACCCAUCAGCAAGCAACUGCGCGGAUUCGUGUGGUCGGCUGCGCCUGUGCACUACAAAGUGGGAAUGAUGUCUUACAUGUUCUCGUACUACGGCAUUGCGGCAGCCACUGUUGGCUCCAUUCUCAACUAUCUUUUGCUCGGGUUAGGCCCUGACCUCGAUCGGUUCUAUCUGCACAGUUUCGAGAUCCUGCUGGCAUGCACCGUCGUCUUCCCCGGUCUCGGAAACCUCGGCUUCACGCUGCUCGAGUACCGCAUCGGCCACCGGAACUUCUUCUCGGGGAUAGUCGAGAAUCUGCGAUGGGUUCCGUUCUUCCUGUUCUUCUUUGGCGGUCUAAGCAUCCAUCUGUCGACUGCCAUCCUGGCCCAUCUUUUCUCCUAUGACAUGACGUGGGGAUCAACGGGUAAAGAAGUGGAGCGCUCAACAUUCUGGAUUGAAGUACCUCGCAUAUGGCAGAACUUCAAGCUAUCCUUCAUCAUCUGUUUUGCCGCCAUUGUGAUGAUGAUCGUCUUCACGACUGGCGCCGUCCCUGCCGAAUGGCAGAUUCCAGGGUGGAACUGGGCUCUGAACAUUCCUCUGUCCCUGGUCGUUGGUUGCCACAUUCUCCUUCCUAUCGUAUUGAAUCCUUGGCUUAUGAUCUUCUCGUACUAA
Messenger RNA from Mycena citricolor, 3557 nucleotides. The record is from the annotation of a GenBank genome assembly. NCBI's taxonomy places the organism in Eukaryota, Fungi, Basidiomycota, Agaricomycetes, Agaricales, Mycenaceae.